GCGAGCUCGGCCUGCGCUCGGACCCCUCGGCAGCUGCAGGUGCCAGCCCGCCCCGCCCCGCGCUCGCGGCCGCUGGAACGCCCAGGCAGAUAUCUAGCUAAGGUUUCCGGUCCUCUUUUGAGUGAAGAUGAAUGUUUCUGCUGGGAUAAUGUAACUGGAGGAUCCGGGUCUGGGCAGACUUGACCAUGGGAGCCAACACUUCAAGCAAACCACCGGUGUUUGAUGAAAAUGACGAUGUCAACUUUGACCACUUUGAAAUUUUAAGAGCCAUUGGAAAAGGCAGUUUUGGGAAGGUCUGCAUCGUACAGAAGAAUGAUACCAAGAAGAUGUAUGCGAUGAAGUACAUGAACAAACAAAAGUGUGUGGAGCGCAAUGAAGUGAGGAAUGUCUUCAAGGAGCUCCAGAUCAUGCAGGGGCUAGAGCAUCCUUUCCUGGUUAAUUUGUGGUACUCCUUCCAAGAUGAGGAAGACAUGUUCAUGGUGGUGGACCUCCUGCUGGGCGGGGACCUGCGUUAUCACCUGCAGCAGAAUGUCCGCUUCCAGGAAGACACUGUGAAGCUCUUCAUCUGUGAGCUGGCCAUGGCCUUGGACUACCUGCGGAGCCAGCGCAUCAUUCACAGGGAUAUGAAGCCUGACAAUAUUUUGCUUGAUGAACAUGGGCACGUGCACAUCACAGACUUCAACAUUGCUACGAUGCUACCUGUGGAGAUGUGCAUCGCCACCGUGGCAGGCACCAAGCCUUACAUGGCACCUGAGAUGUUCAACUCCAGAAGAGAAGCAGGUUAUUCCUUUGCUGUUGACUGGUGGUCACUGGGAGUGACAGCAUAUGAGCUGUUGAGAGGCCGGAGACCGUAUCAUAUUCGCUCCAGUACUUCCAGCAAGGAAAUUGCACACAUGUUUGAGACGGCGCUUGUGACUUACCCUUCUGCCUGGUCACAGGAAAUGGUGUCACUUCUUAAAAAGCUACUGGAACCGAAUCCAGACCAACGUUUUUCCCAUUUGUCCGAUAUUCAAAACUUCCCAUAUAUGAAUGAUAUGAACUGGGACGCAGUUUUGCAGAAGAGGCUCAUUCCAGGAUUUAUUCCUAACAAAGGCAGGCUGAAUUGCGACCCCACCUUUGAGCUCGAAGAAAUGAUUUUGGAGUCCAAGCCUCUUCACAAGAAAAAGAAGCGCCUGGCCAAGAAGGAGAAGAUGAGGAAAUGUGAUUCCUCUCAGAUGUGCCUUCUUCAAGAGCACCUUGAAUCUGUCCAAAAGGAGUUCAUAAUUUUCAACAGAGAGAAAGUCAAAAAGGACUUUAAUAAAAGACAAGCCAAUCAAGCCUUGGAACAAACCAAAGACCCACAAGAAGAGGAUGGCCAGAAUAACAACCUCUGAAGUUCUCAACAUCUUCUUCUUGGGACAUUUCCACGUCAG
Balaenoptera acutorostrata (minke whale) is the source of this 1412-nucleotide messenger RNA. It is a transcript of the gene STK32A, whose product is annotated as serine/threonine kinase 32A. Gene Ontology annotation, molecular function: G protein-coupled receptor binding; ATP binding; G protein-coupled receptor kinase activity. Gene Ontology annotation, biological process: regulation of signal transduction; protein phosphorylation; G protein-coupled receptor signaling pathway. The record is from RefSeq and is a predicted model, not a curated record. The transcript is spliced from 13 exons. The coding region runs from base 186 to 1373 and encodes 395 amino acids. NCBI's taxonomy places the organism in Eukaryota, Metazoa, Chordata, Mammalia, Artiodactyla, Balaenopteridae.